Molecule: messenger RNA, 771 nt
Organism: Anopheles merus
Lineage: Eukaryota; Metazoa; Arthropoda; Insecta; Diptera; Culicidae
Exons: 2
Coding region: 66-572 (168 amino acids)
Molecular function (GO): odorant binding
Source: RefSeq, a predicted model, not a curated record
UCGCACGACCAUACCCUCAGUUGUAGUUUGAUCUUCAUAGAAAUAGGUCGUUACACGCUAUCAUUAUGGAGUGGUUCAGGAGGUACUUUGUGGUGAUAGCAUUAAUUUGCCCCUGGAUUAUCGUUGAAACACUGGCAGUGAGCGAUUGUGUGAGGCAUGUUUCGGAGUCAGCUCGAAACACGGUCUGUGACGUGCGGCAGUAUCGAGUAACGAAGGGAGUCGAGGCUGAUCGAUAUGUACAGUGUUUUAUGACUGCAUUAGGCUUUGCUGACGAGAGUGGAUCAAUUCAGAGAUCUAACGUUCUAACAGCGCUGGAUGCAGUAGAAACUCACGAUGGCGUUUACACCGACGCUGUGGACGUUUGUCUGUCCAAGGCAAAGAAGCUGCCCGGUACCGAACGCUCCGGCUCCUUCUUCUCAUGCAUGCUUCGGACCGAGUCGGCCCAAAACUUCCGAGAUGCUGUUGAGCUGCAGGAGCUGCGAGUGGCAUCGAAAUGGCCCGAAGGUGAACGGUUCGAUCGCUCCAAAGUGCAGCAAAUGAUGCGCGAGUUGAACAGCCAGUUACGGUGCUAAUAAAAUGGUGAAAUUCGGACGCAUCCCUGUGCUGGGCGAAUGUGAAUAGUUAUUGCGGUAGAAGAUUCCUUAGCUCGUUAAGGUUCUAAGCGUUUAGUAACGUCCGCGCAAAGACUCCUGCAAAGUAUAGCAGGUGUCAGCUUAGGGCGUAAUGGUCUUAACACACGUUGGCAUUUUAUAGGCUCAAUUAAAUGUCACU